Drosophila eugracilis is the source of this 3474-nucleotide messenger RNA. Its product is annotated as ATP-dependent RNA helicase DBP2-A. Gene Ontology annotation, molecular function: RNA binding; ATP binding; RNA helicase activity. NCBI's taxonomy places the organism in Eukaryota, Metazoa, Arthropoda, Insecta, Diptera, Drosophilidae. The record is from RefSeq and is a predicted model, not a curated record. The transcript is spliced from 4 exons. The coding region runs from base 123 to 2567 and encodes 814 amino acids. Gene Ontology annotation, cellular component: ribonucleoprotein complex; nucleus; cytoplasm.
GAUAUAUGUAUAUGACGUAGAAAAUAGACGUAUUGAAAAAAAAUUGUGGAGUGAAAAAUUGUUAAAAGUGCCCGAAAGACUAUAAUUUGGAUAGAUAUUCAACCACUUGCAGCACAUCAGCAAUGAACAUGUACAAUGGACAGGUUAACGCCUACGGCGGCGGCGGUGGAGGUGGUGGUGGCCUAGCCGGCGGCAUGGUGCCAAAUCGCAUGGGAGGAGGUGCUCCAGGCGGUGGGCCCGGUGGAGCUGGCAUGUUCCAGCGCAAUCGCUCUGCCCCCUAUCCCGGCUUCAAUGGACACGGACCCUCUAAUGGUGGACAGCGUCGUAUCAAUGGCGGAGGUGUUCCUGGCAUGGGACCAGGAGGUCCCCGCAACCAAGAUGGUUUCGGUGGUCAGAACGGUGGACAACGCUCUUCCAAUCACGGCGCCCAUUUGCCCAAGAUCGUGUGGUCCGAGGUAAAUCUCACUCCCUUCCGUAAGAACUUUUACAAGCCCUGUGAGUCGGUGCUGGCUCGGACUCCUGGAGAAACAGAGACAUUCCUCACCAGCAAUGAGAUCACCAUCAAGGGCGAUCAGGUACCAACACCCAGUAUUGAAUUCGAGGAGGGUGGCUUCCCCGAUUAUGUGAUGAAUGAGAUCCGCAAGCAGGGAUUUGCCAAGCCAACGGCCAUUCAGGCACAGGGUUGGCCCAUCGCCUUGAGUGGACGUGAUCUGGUGGGCGUAGCCCAGACCGGAUCGGGUAAGACCCUGGCCUAUGUCCUGCCAGCGGUGGUGCACAUUAACAACCAGCCGCGCCUGGAGCGCGGUGAUGGACCCAUCGCCCUGGUGCUGGCUCCCACUAGGGAGCUGGCCCAGCAGAUUCAGCAGGUGGCCAUUGAGUUUGGUAGUAAUACCCAUGUGCGCAACACAUGCAUCUUUGGUGGAGCGCCCAAGGGACAGCAGGCCAGAGAUCUGGAGCGCGGCGUGGAGAUUGUGAUCGCUACACCUGGCCGUCUUAUUGAUUUCCUCGAGCGUGGCACCACCUCGCUAAAGAGAUGCACCUAUCUGGUGCUGGACGAGGCCGAUCGUAUGCUGGACAUGGGCUUCGAACCUCAGAUUAGGAAGAUCAUGCAACAGAUCCGCCCAGACCGUCAGGUUCUGAUGUGGUCCGCCACCUGGCCCAAAGAGGUUCGCCAGCUGGCCGAAGAGUUCCUUAAUAACUAUAUUCAGGUUAACAUUGGAUCGCUGUCGCUGAGCGCCAACCACAAUAUCCUGCAGAUCGUGGACGUAUGCGAUGAGAACGAGAAGUUGAUGAAGCUGAUCAAACUGUUGACAGACAUCUCAGCGGAGAACGAGACCAAGACGAUCAUCUUUGUGGAGACCAAGAAGCGUGUGGACGAGAUUACGCGCAAUAUCUCCCGUCAGGGUUGGCGUGCAUGCGCCAUCCAUGGUGAUAAGUCACAGCAGGAGCGCGACUUUGUGCUCUCGAGCUUCCGCAAUGGCCGGCACUCUAUUCUGGUGGCCACCGAUGUGGCUGCUCGCGGACUCGACGUUGACGAUGUCAAGUUUGUGAUCAACUAUGAUUAUCCUUCGAACUCUGAGGACUACGUGCAUCGCAUUGGACGUACCGGACGAUCCAAUAACACCGGCACAGCCUACACUUUGUUCACUCACUCCAACGCCAAUAAGGCCAAUGACCUGAUCCAGGUUCUGCGCGAGGCCAACCAGACCAUCAACCCCAAACUGAUGAACAUGGCCAUGAGCGGGGGUUAUAACAAGCGCGGUGGCGGCAUGGGUGGCUACCGUGGCGGCAACGGCUAUCAGGGUCGCAACCAACAGAUGGGUGGUGGCUACAACGGCGGCAACAACUACCGCAACAACAACGGUCCCGGUGGCAACAUGAAUCGCAGUGCUUUCAAUGGCGGUGGAGCUGGUGGACCGCCACGAUUCGAACAAAAGCCUCGCACAUCGCCACCGAAUCAGGGCGGACAGGGAGGUUACCGUGGCCAGGGAGGUGGCGGCUACCAGGGACAGCAGCAACAGCAAGGCGGUGGAGUGCCCUUCUCCCGCUUUAACCCGAAUGCCGCUUGCUUUGAACCCAACAAGGUACAGAAUGGUCCAGGAUCGGUGCCACCACAGGCGCAGCACCAGCAGCAGCAGCAACAACAGGCGCAGGCUGCCCAGCAACAACAUCUGCUGCCCGAUGCAACCCUGCAAGCGGCGAUGACGGCGGCCAACUAUGGUAUCGAUCAGAAGCGUUCCCGUUUCUCGCCAUACAACAUGAACUUCGCCAACAUGCCCCCGCCACCAAUGAACCAACAGCAGGCGGCGGCGGCGGCCCAGCAGCAACAGUUGCAGACACCCCAGCAACAGCAGCAGCAGCAACAAAUGCAGACACCACAGGCAUAUGGCCAGUACUCGUCGAUGUCCUCCAGUAUGGCUACCGUGUCGCUGAACGGAGGAGCAGCGGCGGUGGCCAAUACGUACCGCCCUCAGUAUGCAGUACCCACGCAGGCGGCUCCCUAUAUGAUGGCGAACGGUGGGGAUAUCUUUGCCUAUCCGCCGCCUCCGCUGCCCGUGCAGAACUAGAGGCUCUAUAGUUCAAAAAGAGGCUACCAAAUCGUAGAUCCCACUCUACUGUAAUUUCCUUUUCCCCCACACGAACAUUACACGCACAUCCGUACACCACCCGUAUAAAUGUACACAACAAAGUAACUAUAUAUCACGAGUCCAGAGAGAGACUUCAAUAGGGAAAGAUGUCGUCGAUGAGCGUUGUUGGUGUACGUUUCGUGUAGAUCUCCUCCGCCCACGUCAUAGCUAUAUAAUAUGGUUUAAUCUGGAAUCAAAUACGCUUUUAAUUUGAUAAAUCUCUAUGUUUCCCCUUUAAAAAAAAAAAAAAAAGAAGAAAAACAAAACAAAAAACAAAGAAACAAAAACCCAAUUUAGUUGAUAAGCUUUUGGUUUAGUCAAAUUGUUAGGGCAUUCGAGUGCCGAUCAUCAUCGAUGUUGUUGGCAUUUAUAUUUCCACGGCCCAGGGCGUAUUUGAUUUCUUUAUACAAUUCUCGAAUAUUGUACCUAUCUAUUCAUACACUGCAAAAGAAAUGUUUGCAAUGCUCCAACCAAAUCCAAGCCAAAAGAGAUUAGAUUCAAUCGGAUUACUAGGAAACACUAAAAAAAAAAAAAAACAAAAACUCUGAAAUGGGAAAAACUAAUCCCGAACACUUUUCACAAUAUCGGACACACACACACACAUGUAAACACAUAAGGAACAAUGUCAAUUUCUUAGAAUCAAACGCGUAUUAUAAUGUCAUCUUAAACCAUAUUAUGUGACUAGUCUAAUGAAUUGCUUAGCUGGAUACUUUUCACACAAUAACAAAAACCAACCAACAACUAAAAUACUUUCUGAAAAAUAUAUAAAAUGCAAUUCCAUUUUAUGUGAGCCCAUAAGUAUGAAUUGAUAACAAGAUAUAAAUAAAGGAAUUAAUUAGAAGUUCAA